Molecule: messenger RNA, 3695 nt
Organism: Cynara cardunculus var. scolymus (artichoke)
Lineage: Eukaryota; Viridiplantae; Streptophyta; Magnoliopsida; Asterales; Asteraceae
Exons: 11
Coding region: 227-3358 (1043 amino acids)
Molecular function (GO): protein dimerization activity; DNA binding
Source: RefSeq, a predicted model, not a curated record
GGAAUAUUGCAUUUGAUGAUUGCACAGAAAAGAAUUUUGUGUAGAAUCUUGUGCGAAGGAGGGUCAGAGUGAUCUCCAAUGCGACCCAUUCAAGAUUCCCUAAUCCAAUUUUUGCGUUGUCAAUUGGUACAUAUGUACAUGCUUCUUCACAAAUAACCAUCAAACUCUACAUAGGGUUUCAUUUCUCUAUCUGUGUCUCUCUCGCUGUCGCAACUUUGUGCUACAAAUGGCAAUGGAGGUGAAAGUGUAUUGCAGAAGGAGAAAGAGGGAAAAAACCCAGCAAAUUGAUCACAUACCCAAGUGUUUUCAGCUUCCUAGAAGCGUUUCUGCAUCCAAACCUCGGACUGAUUUCUCUCUUCCCAUCUGCUCCUCCAAAGACAGAGAACUGGAGCUGCGCAUCAGCAAAGAGAUCCAAUCAAGUGUCAUUGUGGAGAGUUCGGAUAUGUCAAAUGACAAAAUAAGGCAUACUGAUGACCUGUCUUCUACUAGAUCCACUGAGCCUGAAAGUAGAAGGCAAGAAACGCUGACGAAUGGCAUGGAACUAACAGUCACAGAUAAAUCGUUCGGGAAAAAUGCACAAAUUCAACCUUGCAGUAACAGAAAUGGUGAAGAUAGAGAUGAUACUGCUACGGUAUUGGAGUUCACUCCUAAUAGAUCACUACUGACGGAAAACAGUGAAAUAUGUGCAACUCCUGGAAGUGUUGUCUGGGCUAAAACAGGACAAUGUUGGUGGCCUGCAGAAAUUUUGGGAGAGAGAUCAAGUAAAUCUCAAUCUAGCACUGUUGGCUUUAAAAGGCAUCUUUUAGUGCAGUACUUUGGUAAGAAUGGCAGUGCUUGGGUUGAUCCAGCUACAGAUCUUUCGCCAUUUGAGGAAUGUUUCGAAGAAAGGAGUUGUAACCAGGCCAAAGAGUUUCAAAUUGCUUUGAAACAAGCAUUGCACUAUAAGGAGCAUCCUAGAUCAUGUAAGGAGUCAUCUGGUUCUCUUGAUGGACAUGAUCAUUUAAAUCACCAUGACCAGUUACCUGCCGAAACGAUGAAUAGCACCGGACCAAAAAUGGGAUCACGAAAGGAUCCUUCGUGGAAGUAUGGUGUAGAAAUUGAAGUGUCAGGAGAAGGUGGGAAAAAAGGUUACAAGUAUAUUCGAUGCAACUUUUGUAGCAAGGUCAUUAAAGGGGGAGUGAAGAGAAUGAAAGAGCAUCUUGCAUGCACACAUAAGGAUGUUGCGCCAUGUCCAAACGUACCCUCAGAAGUAAAAAAUGAGAUUAACCAAUACUUGAAGAACUUCCAAAAUACAAAAUUUGCUUAUCAACGUAAUUUUGAGGAGACGAUAGAGAGUGGAGCCUACUUUGUCGGUGGUCGUGGCGAUAGUGUAAGUGGAAUUUUGUUGGAGGACAUUAAUUCUUGUCCUAGUGGUAGUGAUAGAGGAGUUAAAGGACCGAUAGAUAGGUCUGUGGAGAACAAGGGAGACGAUACUAAUGCUAAAGAGAUGCCAACAAGUGCCAAGGAGCAUCGUAAUCAAGUUUGUUCGGAUAUUGGGCGAUUCUUCUUUGAGAAUGGGAUUCCAAUCAAUUGUGCAACAAGCCCAUCAUAUUUCAACAUGUUGCGUUCGGUUGGAAAUUAUGGACGAGGAUUGAAAGCACCGACGAUGCAUGAGAUGAGUAAUUGGAUCUUAAAGAAAGAGGUAAAGACAACAUCCGAGAUUGUUGAUGAAAUAAAAGCAACAUGGAACAAGACUGGGGUUUCUUUGUUAUUGGAUGGUUGGUCAGGCAUGAGAAAUAGAAGCCUAAUCAAUUGUUUAGUCAACAAUCAAUAUGGAACUGUCUUCUUGAGAACCAUUGAUGCAUCUGAUUAUGUGAAAGAUGCACAAAAGUUAUUCGAAUUGAUUGAUGGUGUUAUAGAAGAGAUUGGAGAAAAUAUUGUGAUCCAAGUUGUUACUGAUAAUACAAGUGUGUAUAAAGCGGCUGGAAAUUUGUUGAUGGAGAAGAGGAAGAGUUUGUAUUGGACUCCUUGUGCGGCUCGUUCUAUAGAUUUGAUGCUUGAGAAAAUCGGAGAAUUGCCACAACAGAAGAAUGCUUUGCUUAAAGCGAAAAAAGUAAGCAAUCUCAUCCAUAAUCAUCGAUGGCUAUUGAGUUUAACAAAAAAGUUUACAAAGAAAGAUCUUCUCCGACCAACUGCUAGAAAAUUCACUACAUCUUUUUUGACUCUUGAAAACAUGUAUAAGUUGAAACAACCAUUACAAAUGAUGUUUGCUUCAAAUGAAUGGGAUAGUUGUGCAUGGGCAAAGAAACCUGAAGGGAAGGCGGUGAAGAAGAUUGUAAUGGAUGAACGCACGUUUUGGCCUAGUGUGGUCUAUUCCAUUAAAACCACAAAUCCCCUUGUGCAUGUUUUGAGGCUAGUUGAUGGUGAGACUCCUGCAAUGGGGUUUAUUUACGGGGCUAUGGAUGAGGCAAAAGAGAAGAUAGCCAAGAACUUGGAUGGAGAUGUGUCUUCUUACAAGGAGAUUUGGGAUAUAAUUGAUACAAAGUGGGAGUGUCAGUUGCAUCACGACUUGCAUGCAACUGCAUAUUACUUGAAUCCACGAUUUAGAUGGAGUCCCAAUGUUUCAGAGCAUGUAGAGAUUAAAUAUGGAUUGUACCGUUGCAUGGAGAGACUCAUCAAUGAUGACACGAUGUUUACAAAGAUUGAUAACCAACUUAAUGUAUACACACGCAAACAAGGAUUGUUUGGAUUCCGAAAUGCUUUGUCAAGUUACCAAUCACGUCCACCUGUUAUAUGGUGGGAUAACUUUGGAGAUGAGACGCCGGAGCUAAAAGCAUUUGCAAUAAGGAUUCUUGGUCUUACUUGUUCGAUAGCAGUGUGUGAACGUAAUUGGAAUAAGUUCAAUCAAAUGCACACAAAAAGAAGAAAUUGCCUAAGCAUGGACAAGAUGAAUAGCUUGUUGUACAUUAUGUACAACAAAAAGUUGAAGCAUAGAUUUUUGAAGAAACAGUCAUUAAAAGAGGAAGAUGAUCCUUUGAUUAUUGAUGAGGUGUCUUCAGAUGAUGAGUGGAUUGCAAACCCAAAUGAUGAAGAAGAUGUCAAUAGCGAAGUUGUAUCAAUUGAAGCUGGAAAUGGAGUUGAGGAUGCAUGCCCAAGUUCAUCAUCAAGAAAGAGGAAAGAAAGGGAAAACUCGUCAAGUUCAAGCCGAGCAGGAACUGACUGCACAGGAAGAGUGAGGAGCAAGCGUGAAAGAAAACGGAAAGUCCAUUUUGAUGAGGUGAGCUGUCCAUUAUAUACAUCGAGGAAAGUUCGUCGAUUCAAAAUCAUGCGGUCUCUUGGACUUGCUGCGCCAGUCGGAUCUCCCUUCAACACCCCAUGAGUUCCAAGAUCCGACCGCCAACAAUUACGACCGAUCCUUUCCAAACUCAAGCGUUUAGUUCCUUAAGUCGAGAAUAGGAAUAAGCUUCUUAUCUGAGUUAUGAUGAAAACAAGUAUAGAAAACGUGGAGUAUGUAUAGUUCUGCAUUUCUACUCCACCAAUUUGAGUGAAAGAACCCAUAUUGAAGAUGAGAUGAUGAAUUCAUAUAGGAAAUUAGGCUGAAACUGUUUAUAAUCUAUAUAUAUGAGGAAUCAGAAUUUGGUGCUUCCCCAAUGUGUUCAAAGGAACAUAAUGACAUUGAUUGAAGCAUGGUUAUAUGCCAAUAUGUAGUUUUAUAG